Strigops habroptila (Kakapo) is the source of this 3645-nucleotide messenger RNA. RefSeq names its product inhibitor of growth family member 2 (gene ING2). The record is from RefSeq and is a predicted model, not a curated record. Gene Ontology annotation, cellular component: nucleus. The transcript is spliced from 3 exons. Gene Ontology annotation, biological process: positive regulation of DNA-templated transcription. Bases 661 to 1836 code for a protein of 391 amino acids. NCBI's taxonomy places the organism in Eukaryota, Metazoa, Chordata, Aves, Psittaciformes, Psittacidae.
GGAUCCAAGACUGUUUUGGGAAGAGCGAAUAAACACGGGGGCACUGCCCGAAGAAGGACGUCAUGAGCACUAACAAACGCCGCCCGAGAGCAGGAGGCGGCGCGCCUGAGGGACCCCCGCGGAUCUCUCCCCUGCGACACUAGCGGUCCCCAGGGCCGGGUCGCUCCCCGCACCGCUCCCAGCUCCGCAGCGGCAGAAGCCGGCUGAAAACUGAAGGUAACUCGGGGCUACUCACCCCUGGCGCUUGCUUCCGCGCUCCCCGCCUCACGCAGCUGCGGCCGGGCGGUGCUCGCGGCGGGGGGCGCACGCCGGCCUCGGCCGCCCCUGCGGGGGCGCGGACAUGGCGGUCGCUGCCCAAGGACGGACGCGCCCGGGAGCUCCCGCCCCCCGCGCGUGGCGCCCCAGCGCUCCCCGCCCACACACGGGACACCCGGCGAGGGGCGGGGCGGGGCGGGAGUAGCCCCCACCCCCCGCGGCCACCGCCUCCGCGCGGCGCGGAAGCAGCAGGGCCCUGCGCCUUUAAGGGCGGCCCCGCCCCCCGCGCCGGCCCCGCCCCCUGCCGCGCGCCGCGCCAGUAGGAGCGGGCGAGAGGGGAAGGCGGGAGAAUGCGAACCUCUCGCAGAGCCGCCAGCCGCGCCUUAUAAGGGCAGGGCCUCGCGCAUGCGCGCAGCCCCGCGGCCAGGGGCGGGGGCUCCGACUGGGGUUUUGCUUCGGCGGCGGCGCCGCGGCGGGAAGGGGCGCGGGACCCCGCGGCAGCGGCAUCGGCUCUGGCCAGGCCUGGCCCAGCGGGGCGCUCGCUCCUUACCGCCUUCUGCUCCGUGGCGCCUCGGCGCAGCUCGGCCCCCUGCGGGCUACAGAGGCGGCGGCAGGAGGGAGCGGAGCGGGGUCGUUGCGGGGACCCCGCGCCCGGUGCGGGCGGCUUGGCGGCAGCGGCGGAUGUGCUGCUGGCGCGGGGGGAUGAUGCUGGCGGGGCCGCAGCUGGUGGCGGGGCCGGCGGCGCCGGGCGGGGAGCGGGCCCGGCUGCUCUCGCUCUAUGUGCAGGACUACCUAGAGUGCGUGGAGUCGCUGCCGCUGGACAUCCAGCGCAACGCCUCGCUGCUGCGGGAGAUGGACACGCAGUGCCAAGAAGCAUUAAAAGAAAUAGAUGAUGUCUAUGAAAAAUACAAGUCAGAAAAUGAUCCUGUUCAGAAGAAGCGCUUGCAGCAGCAUCUCCAGCGUGCAUUAAUCAACAGCCAAGAACUCGGAGAUGAAAAAAUUCAGAUAGUUACUCAGAUGCUAGAACUGGUAGAGAAUAGAGCCCGGCAAAUGGAAACACACUCUCAGUGUUUCCAAGAUCUGUCUGAGAACGAAAAGCCUCUAGAAAAGGCAAAGAUGGAGUCUUGCCAGCCAGAGAGAUCUUCACGUAGACCUCGUCGCCAGCGAACCAGUGAAAGCCGUGAUCUGUGCCAUAUAGCAAAUGGCAUCGAUGACUGCGAUGAUCAGCCCCCUAAAGAAAAAAGAUCUAAAUCUUCCAAGAAGAAAAAACGCUCCAAAGCCAAACAAGAGAGAGAGGUUUCACCCGUAGAAUUUGCAAUUGAUCCAAAUGAACCAACUUACUGCUUAUGCAACCAAGUGUCUUACGGCGAAAUGAUAGGAUGUGAUAACGAACAGUGUCCUAUCGAGUGGUUCCACUUCUCGUGUGUUGGACUCACCUACAAACCAAAGGGCAAAUGGUAUUGCCCCAAGUGCAGAGGAGACAAUGAGAAAACAAUGGACAAAUGUACUGACAAAUCAAAAAAGGAUAGAAGAUCGAGGUCAAUGGUAAUUGCUGAAGAAGCACUUAAGAUGCUAGUAUGAAAUUUGGAAGGUAAGUAGAGAACGCUUAUGUUGCUUCUUAAUGUUGAGUUUCUUAAAGGGUGAACCUCACUAGCGAAGUGAAAAUGAAAAGUAAAUGCUGUUAAGCCAGUUUAUCUUUGAGAUACGUAUUGACUGUCAUGAAGUAAGUCUAGGUUCUUGCAAAAACAAAAAUCUGGGCAACAUACACUUUUGAAGUUGACAAUAGCAUAUGUAACUACACAGUAAACUGCUUUUUGUACAUGCUACAUCCUAAUUCAGCAUAGGUUACAUCUUGUUUUCUUGAAGCUCACGAAAACAUGGUGCACUUCUAAGUUCUUGAUUUUUGCCUUUCAGUUUUGAAGUAAUACAAGUUCAUCAGCAGCAAAAGGUCUAUUUAAAAGGAAUGGCAGGAGAACAAGAGUGUUUCUUGAUCUCACCAUCCCAUGGACCAGUUUGAUUAAUCUUGACAAAAUAAUAAUCAAACCAAACUUCAAAACAGAAAAUACAUGUAAUGGAAAGCGUACUGCUUUGAAAGCAAAGUGAGCAAUAUGAUAUACUUGCUGCCUAUAAGGCCAUCUUGCUGUCUCCAGCAGUUACUGUAUUUUUUUUGGACUCUGGAAUUCUGGCAGGCCUGGAAUAGUACACAAGAUUAAUACAGGUUUUCUCCAGUUGCUGUGUAUGACUUUAUUGUGUAAGCUGCCUGAAUCCAAAUACGGUUCAUUACCAGCCAUGAUAGGUGCAAAUUAUUCAAGUGUAGUCUUCUGUGUGCUGUUAUACGUUCAUACCUGUUGAUUGCUAAAAAGCACAGUGAUAAUACCUCCAUUUUUAAACUUCCUUAAACUGUAUUUCACUAAUCUACACAUCUAGAAAUGAUAUCGUGGUACUGUCAAGUCUUGGAACUGAUACAGAAUGGUGGUAAGUGAAAUGCCCCAUUCUUCCCAAAAUCUAAGGAUUUUCCAUUUUGGAUGUUCUUGUGGAGCUGAAGUGGGCCUUUGUAAGCAAGAUGGCAUUUCCCAACUUUGAAGACUUUAAAAAUCUCUAACUUCAGCUUGACAGAAACUACUACAGUUUGUGUUAAUUCAGACGUAAAAAUGAGCACUUGGGCAUUUCUGUGGCUUGUACCAUUAAGUCUUAAUCUGUGUUUUUAUUGUUUAGGCUCUGCUGGACUGAACUGUACCCUACUUGGUCUCCCCUAAAACCCAAGCAGUCUAUUGGGACAAAACUGCACCAAUUGCUAUACCAGCAAUUUAAGGGCUUGGAGUUCUUUCUCCCUCUUAUCUGCAUACAUCUUUUAUUAAGAGGUCUUAUCUCCAGUAACUCUGGAAGUCUUUGACAUUGGCACCUCAGACGGAAAAAAUACCUCAGGUUUCAUACAAACCCAACUUGCUUUAAAUGCUGCAAUCUGAUUUAAACCUUUUUUUCCCCCAUACAUAUCUGAGUCUAACAGCAAUGAUAAAAGCCCCUGCAAAUCACGGAGAUACUUUAUCACAUCCAGAAAUAUGUCUGAAGUUCUUCUGUUGUUUAUUUCAAAGCUAAUACUAUCUUGGUAGCUAUUACUUGCUGAAGCCUGCUUUAAACUCAAAUGACAGAUGCAUUAGUCCUGCAGCGUAUCGACUCAGUGAGUCUCGGUAAAGAAAUGUACUCUGGGCAACGAGAAAGCAACUUGUUUAUGCUACAGCUUAGAGGUAGCAUAUCUUCCUCUGUCAGGACUAGCAACCCUGGCUAGUUUCUGCAGAGGAGACUGAGGCAGGCCAAACAUGGUUUGGCCUGUGGAAUGCCACAGACCAGACAAAUUAACUGAGAUGUAUGUUGGGAAGGUCUGCACUAGAC